This is a messenger RNA of Asterias rubens (European starfish), 4271 nucleotides long. RefSeq names its product protein O-glucosyltransferase 2-like. The record is from RefSeq and is a predicted model, not a curated record. Gene Ontology annotation, cellular component: endomembrane system. Gene Ontology annotation, molecular function: protein binding; glucosyltransferase activity. Bases 210 to 1739 code for a protein of 509 amino acids. Lineage: Eukaryota; Metazoa; Echinodermata; Asteroidea; Forcipulatida; Asteriidae. The transcript is spliced from 10 exons.
GGAUCCUUACUUUUGGAUGGGGCGGUCAUGCUGCAAUCAAAACAAACGCAAGCAUACACAGGGCCUUCCUUGUGAGUGUGGACGUGCAUUGAUUGCGCCAGUGUGUCACCCACUGUCCUGCUACGCGUUUUCAACAACCGACACUAUAAGUUAAAAAGGAUAAUUUACAUGUAUGUCUUAAAACGGCUUUUAUAAAACGUCUGGAAACCAUGCUUGGGUUUCGUCGAACAAUCCUUGUGAUAUUUGUCUACUGUGUUUUAGCGUGUUGCGCUGUGAAAGAUGUAUUUACGGGUUAUGACAGGGAGAGAGUGGUGUGCCCACUGAAAAGUCUGGCAUGGGGGCCUGGACUAGAAGCCAACUUUGACGUUCCGGCUCGGUUCUUUUUUAUCCAAGCAGUUGACUUCCAAAACAAUAGCUUCACAUACUCCCCUGGACCCAAUGCUUUCCAAGUCGCAAUCAAACCUUCUACUGGAAGAGGUCGGAUCUGGACCCAAGUACUGGAUAGGAACGAUGGAACUUUCCUUGUCCGUUAUCGUCUCUUUCAAACAUAUCCUCAGAUGAGAAUUGAAGUCAUGAGUGGAGACCGACAUGUUGGCGCCUCACCUUUUAUAAUUACAGAGCCAAUGUAUGACGAGAAGUGUAACUGUCCAGUUCAAGAUCCAGAGCAAUGGAAACAGAAUAUGCACUGUGCUUCAGAAAUACAUCCACAGAUUCUGCAAGAUCUCUCUGUGUUUCCAUCCAUUGAUCUGGAUCGGCUAGCGACUGAAGCCGUUAAUAGAUUUGAGAAACACCACAGCAUGUGUCACUAUAGUAUUAUUGAUAACAAAAUUUAUAGAAAAACACAUGGACAACAUGUUGGUUUUAAGAUGUUCUCGGAUGCAUUUCUUCUCUCCAUGGCUCGGAAGGUGCGACUCCCAGAUGUGGAAUUUUUCAUUAACCUCGGGGAUUGGCCUCUAGAGAAGAAGUCAGCCAAUGACAGCCCUCUACCAAUCCUAUCCUGGUGUGGUUCCGAUGAUACCAGGGAUAUCGUCAUGCCAACGUAUGACAUCACAGAGUCAACCUUGGAAACCCUAGGCAGGGUUUCUCUAGACAUGUUGUCUGUCCAGGCCAACACUGGUCCUAAAUGGAUCAACAAGACAACUAAGGCAUUCUGGAGAGGUAGAGAUAGUCGUAGAGAGAGAUUAAAUCUGGUUAAGUUAUCUCGUAGUCAGCCGGAUCUUAUUGAUGCAGCGCUCACAAACUUCUUCUUCUUCAGGAACGAAGAGGAGGAAUAUGGACCUAAAGUCAAACAUAUUUCAUUCUUUGACUUUUUCAAGUACAAAUACCAGAUAAACAUAGAUGGUACUGUCGCAGCCUACCGUCUUCCAUACCUACUGAGUGGUGAUAGCGCUGUCUUGAAGCAUGACUCGGUCUACUAUGAACAUUUCUACAAGCAGAUACAACCUUGGGUUCAUUACAUUCCUUUCAAGAAGGAUUUAAGUGAUAUCGUAGAGAAGAUUAAAUGGGCACAAACACAUGAUGAAGAGGCCCAGCAAAUAGCUAAAAAUGCCCAGCAGUUUGCCCGAGAUAAUCUACUGUCCAAUAAUAUCUUCUGUUACUACUACCAACUUCUUAAGGAAUACUCUUCCAGACAGGUUGGUUCACCAAAGAUUCGAGAAGGAAUGGAACUAGUUGAGCACCCUGCUGAAGAUGCACAUUGUCAAUGCAGUAGAACGGUACAAGCACACGAAGAACUCUGAAACAAACAACUUCAACUCAAGCUCUCACUUUUAUAAUAAUGUACAUAAUAAUGUGUAUAACAAGUAACAUUUAACCCAUAAGUAUUACUAAAACAGUGUAUAGGUGUUGUAGAAAUGUAUUACAGAUAUUGACACACAUGGUAACCCUAUCUGGCUGGGCUGUCUUUUCAACUCGUUAAAUAAGGAGACAUUUAUAACAUAAAUAUUAUACAGGUGCAACUAGAGUUGGAUUUUCUUUUCUAAUUUCCCAAUGGUUAAUAAGUUUCUUUAUUUUUAAGUUGUGGACAAUAAAUUGUUAAAUUCUAUCUCCACAAAUAGAAUGAGGUUUUAAAACCAAGCGACUAAGAACAGAAGACUAUUCCUGAUUCUCAGAAUCCAAACGAUAAUAAUUACAACUCAUUACUUUCACAAGUGCUGCAUAUAAAAUGAAAAAAAAACCGGAUUUGUAAGUAAGAAUGCUGAGAGAUUUAUACACCUGAAAGUUUUGGAAAUCACAUUUUAAAGCCUCACAAGUCAGUCUUAUUUGUAUUGUUUCAACACUCGGGUAAAGUAUACUUUUGGAACUGCUUGAUUGAUUAAAUCCUAUAUGAAUGUAGAUAUAAAUACAUUACAACUAAGUUGUGAAAAUUUCAAUUUACAAAGUGUUUGCAUUUUGGGUAUAUCACUAAAACCUGGAGCAGUUAGUCCAUGCAGGAAGAAACAUCCGUAAUUUGAAUACACAGUCUGAGGAACGUUUCUGCAUGAAACAUUUUUCUGACUUGUUUAAUUUCUUCUCUAAAACCACAUUAUUUAGAAAGGAAUCAUUUCUUAAAAGUGAAUACAUAAUGAACAGCAGCAACUCCAUGUAGUUUUUUUUAAACAGUAUCACUGACUUUGAUGGGAUUUUCACAGGUUGUAUGUAUGGUGGUGUUUCUAGAAAACUAGAAGAUAGAAAAGGAAUCAAUUUGUUUAUUGUUGUUCCUUGAAACAUGAAUGAAAAGCAAAGUGACUUGGAUAUAAAGACAUCUCAUAGAAAGGUCAAAGGUCAUCAGAAACAGGGUCAUGAAGGUUUUUUAGUCCCCAGUUAUAGCAGUAAAGGAAAUUAUGACACUCAAGGCAGAUUUUAAUAAAAUACCUUUAUUUUUAUGUCUUGGGUAUUUGACACUCUUACAACAGUAUUCUUAUUUUAAUUUUGGAAAAAAAACUUCACAAAGAAUUUUUAUUACCAUUCACGAUGCACUCAUUUUUAGACAACUUUUUUAUAUUCCAUUUAUGCUGACAUCUCCACAAAAUAAUAUUUUUGUCAUUAAACAUUUUAUUUUUGGACUUUUAUGAUUACCACUAUAUGUAUUUUGCAAAAUAUUUAUUAUGUUAGGUUUUACUACACAUCUCAUGAUUAUAGCUAGCAUACAUGGUCUGGUCUUUCACUGAUAGUGGACCAAAGGGAAGAUAGUACAAAGAAGAGAAUUAUAAUAAAAACAAUUCAUUUAUUUUCUUUUGGAAAUGGUUUUGUAGAAAUAAAUCGCUACCAAAUGGAAGUUUGGUUUCAAAGAUGACUCUAUAUUUUUCCAUCUGUGUCUGUAUGGCAAAUCAACUCAUUUAUUCAGUUUGACACGUACAAAACAACUUUUUUGCUCAAAAUUGUGCACAUUCAAAUGUAAAAUUAGGUCUUGAAAGAACUUUUGUUAUGCCUGUCGGAUCCCAGAACAAAGGUAGCCUGGCUGUCACAGGUUGUACACUAAUUAAGUUUCUUUGGCAAAACUAAUAAACAUCAAUGUUACUGAAAAUUGAAAACUUGAAAUUCACAAACAGUUGUUAUAUUUGGGUGGGUAAAAGUUUGAAAUGUAUAUGCAGUGGGGACACGUUUGCACAUAAGUGAAAAAAUUAACAAGACUUUUUUUAUGAAAAACUUUCCUAUACAUAUAUGAAAAAGAAGCAAACUAAGUGUUUCUUUGUAAAGAAAACUGAAAAGAUGGUAAUGCAGGUAAUUAAAGGCAAGCAAAACAAAGUUUGGUUCCACUAAACCAAAUCGUAAAUAUUUUCAUUUUAUUUUAGCUGCUGGUCAUUUUGUCCAUGUACUUACUGAUAGUUUUAUACUGGCAAAGUUUUGUUAAGUCUUUAAAAUAAAACAUUGAUUGGCAUGUCAUUAUCAUGUCUUAAAUAUUAUGUUAAUACAUAAAAUGACUUAAUAAGUUACUAUUUUUAUUGUUGACAACUUGGUUUACAGUUUGCUUUACACUAACAUUAUUUUUGUAAACAGUUUUUUUUAAAAACUUAAUUCUAUCACACCUUGAAUCUUUAGGUUACAUUCUGUACUUAAAAAUUGUGUUAUCAUUUCAGGUUUAGAAACUAGGCUCAGACUCAUAUAGUAGUAAUAAUAUGAAGAGAAUAGAUAGAAACGACUUGUAAUAAACACUACUUAUUGGUUUGAAAUAAUAUUAUGCCAAGGAUUAUGGAGAUGGAUUCCUUAGGAAGUAAAUUCUGUUCAUUAUUAAUAUUCUGUUAAUUUUUCUGGUGCUGAAUUAAUAAAUGAAGUUAAGUUUAACAAAAUUA